Aspergillus nidulans FGSC A4 is the source of this 1143-nucleotide messenger RNA. Its product is annotated as DUF3176 domain-containing protein. Lineage: Eukaryota; Fungi; Ascomycota; Eurotiomycetes; Eurotiales; Aspergillaceae. The transcript is spliced from 3 exons. The record is from RefSeq and is a predicted model, not a curated record. The coding region runs from base 1 to 1143 and encodes 380 amino acids.
AUGACAGGCAGCGCGGUCCUGAGCCUCGUGGUAUGGAAAGCGAACUGGGAGCUCUUCAGAAUUCUGUGCGAAGGAGGCUCUGAGCAGGCUGCUGAUCCAGCACCCUUCAAAUACAGGCGCCGUCCCAUAUACUCUCCCAGCGAAUGGCUGUUCGAGGGCAUGAGCUCUUUGCUGGCCAUGGUCAUAGUCAUCACGAUAGCUGUUAUAUUCUGGAUGAUGGAUGGAAAGCCCCUCAAGGAGUGGAGUGGCCCCGUGUCUCUAGCCGCAACUAUCUCAAUUCUAACGACCGCCUAUUCAUCAGCAUUGAUGCAUAGCGUCAGUUCCUUUAUCAGACAGCUGAAGUGGCUUCAUUUCAAGGAUAAGCCACGGAGACUUUCUCACCUCGAGACAUUCGACGAGGCGAGUCGCGGGGUCUGGGGGGCCCUCUUGCUCCUCACGAAUGUCAAAUGGAAUCUAGCCACUCUCGGAGCCAUCAUCACAAUCUUGCGACUGACGUUCUCGGCGUUCUCACAGCAAGCUGUGCAAAUUGCGCAGAGGGCAUCGACGACACCUUCCGAUAUCAAUAGUGUCGCCUUUGGAUACGCGCACAAUUAUUCUCGGGAUUUUAGCAAUUUUAGCACAUAUGGAAACACUGACAAAAGACUUUCGGCUAAGCAACUUACAGAAGCGAUCCCACAGGAUCCCGAUAUGCAAUUCGCUAUAAUCAAAGGUCUUUACGGAAUUGAUACGCCUGCUACAUUCUCCUGCCCAAGCUCAUGCCGCUGGGAUGGCUCAUAUGUCUCACUCGGGUUUAAGAGCGCCUGUAAGAAUGUCAAACAAGAUACACUACGUUCGGCCGCCUGCGAUGGGACAGAGCACAGGAACCGAUGCAACAUGACCACGCCGAACGGCGUGAACAUAAUAACGCAUAGGAUCCACACCGACGCGGCGACAAGCUAUGUCAUGAAUACCACGUCGACACUGGAGCCAUCUGCUGAGGAGAAAUUGCUGGAAAUAGCGCGGUUCGGCAUCUAUCGGUCCUCGCCAGACGGCAAUUUUAGGCAGCAAAAUGUCAGCAUUACACAGUGCUCGUUAUAUCUCACAGCUUACGAAUAUGCAAAUGCGUUUGCCAAAUUGCCAACGGAAGUCUCUUCUAUUUCAUAG